AACAAUUCUAAUACUUAGGUAAGAAAAUCACAAUGUAAUUAAAGUCAUAUAUGUGUAGCACCAAUAAGACAAUAUUAAAACCCCAAAGGCCUCAACCACUUUAAAAGCAUUAGUAUUAAAUUAUAGCCAAUGACCAACAUGAUUAAGGGGUAAUCAUCUUCCUUAUCUCAUAAAAUUAGUUUAUAUAAAGCAGAGAGAUUAGCAAAAUAAUGUCAAGAUUAAGAGACAAAGCAAAGAACUUUGUAUCAGAGAAAAUCGCAAAUAUGAGAAAGCCAGAAGCAAGCAUAGAUGAUGUUGAUCUAAAAGGAGUCAACAGAGAAGGUGUUACAUAUUGUGCUAAUGUUGGUGUUACCAAUCCUUAUUCUCAUUCCAUUCCUAUUUGUGAGAUCACAUUUCAUCUUAAAUGUGAUGGCAGGCAAAUAAUAUCCGGAACUAUUCCAGACCCAGGUUCAAUUAAAGGAAAUGAUAAGACAAAUCUAGAAGUGCUAAUGAAGGUACCACAUAGUGUGAUUGUUAGCUUGGCUAGGGACAUCUUUAAGGAUUGGGACAUUGAUUAUGAGCUUGAGAUAGGUCUCGUUAUCGACAUCCCUAUCAUUGGAAACUUUACUAUUCCUGUUCGGAAAAAGGGAGAGAUCAGGCUUCCCUCCAUCAAAGACUUCUUUCGCAAAGGAGAAGAUAACGAGGAAUAAACCUUCUUUGUGAAUUGUGAUAUAUAUACUCAUAAUUGUCUUUUAUUUAUACCCAUUUCCUAAUGUCUGUGGUCUAUGUACCAACCUUAACUUGUUUUUAAGUACUAAAACGCAAAAAUAUUGAAUCCCUGAUCAAGUUGUUUAUGGAGCAAAAAAAGUUAAUUGAGUAAUCAAA
Molecule: messenger RNA, 864 nt
Organism: Chenopodium quinoa (quinoa)
Lineage: Eukaryota; Viridiplantae; Streptophyta; Magnoliopsida; Caryophyllales; Amaranthaceae
Product: desiccation protectant protein Lea14 homolog
Exons: 2
Coding region: 210-689 (159 amino acids)
Biological process (GO): response to desiccation
Cellular component (GO): cytosol
Source: RefSeq, a predicted model, not a curated record